AUGAGUGAAUCAAUGAUGAAUGUUGAAAGUACAGUUAUUGAUGGAAGUUUUUGUCAACCACUAGAAAGUACUCGUUUAACACGAACAUCUAAUUGGUCACCAAAUGAAACAACAAUACGUUCUUCAAAAAAUAUCCCAUGUAUUACGAAAUCUGAACAACAACUAUAUAAAUUAUAUGCUCAAGCAUUAGCUGAUUCAGAAGUAACACAAGAUUGGAGUAGUUGGGUUGAAAUGAUGACAAUUAAUUGUCAAAAAUGUUGUUCUGAAGCUGAAAUCUCUCAUCCAAUUGCUUUUCGUACUGGUCGACAACCACAAUUAUCUCGAAAUAUUCGCACGUUACAAAUCGAACGUGAUAGUUGGCUUUUAUGGAAUCGAGCACGUGAUACAUUAAAUAAUACCCGACAAGAUCUUCCAGAAGUGAUCCCAGGUAGUAGUGAUCGAUUAAUUGUCGAACAUCAUCUUUUAAAUAACCCACAAUUACGUAUGGCUAAAGCCGUACAAGGAUGGCUACAAACAAUAAAACUUGAUGAACGUUAUCAAACAGAUAUUAAAAUGGCUAUGACAAAAUUAGAACCAAAAAGAAUUUAUUGGGAAAAGACUUGUCAUUUUCUUAAAUCAUCGUAUAAUGCAAAUCUUCCAAAUCCAUAUAUAACUUCUUUGGAUUUUGAUGCUACACAUAAACAAAAACGACGUUUAUGUGAUACAGAUGAACAAGAAGAAAAUGAUUUACUUCAAAUAGUUUUUAAUUUAUUACGUGUUGGAGAAUAUUCUAAAGCUAAAAAUAUAUGUAAAUCAACUGGUUAUCAUUGGUUAGCAGCAUUAUUAUCAGCUAAUGAAUUAUAUCAUGAUGAAAAUUAUUAUUGUUCAGAAACAAAUGAUAUUAUUUAUCCUGUUGAAGGAAAUAAAAAACGUAUUCAAUGGAUUGAAAGCAUGUAUGAAUUGUCUAUGGAUAUGCGUUUAAAACUUUAUGAACGUGCAAUCUAUGGUCUUCUAUGUGGUCGAAUUGAAGCAUUAAUACCAGUCUGUAAGACAUAUGCUGAUUAUCUUUGGGCAUAUAUUUCAUGUUAUAUUGAACAAGAAAUUCAUCAUAUUCUAAUAUGUGCUCAUCAAAAUGAAUUAACUGAUAUAGAAAAACAUCGUAUUCUAUCUGAUAAUGGAAUAAGAAAUCGUCAAUUAAAAAUGCCAUUAAUAUUUGAUGAAAUUCUUGCUGGAUGUCCAACACAUAUACGUGAUGAAGCAUUAUUACCAUUUAAUUUAAUACAAAAAUAUUUAAUACUUGCUGAUUAUGAUCGUUUAUUUCAUAGUAUAUUAUCAUUUUUACAUAUAAAUAAUGAAUUAAAUGGAAGUUUAUUACGUUUUUCAACACAUAUUUGUUUAUUUUUAUAUGAACAAGAUCAUUCAGAGAAAUUUAAUCAAAAGAAUUUUAUUGAAAUUUUAACAACAUAUAUUCAUCAUCUUAUUGAAUUAGAAUUUAAAGAUCUUGUUUGUUAUUAUAUAUCAAAAUUACCAUUAGAUAAUCAAUCAACAAUAAUGGCAAAAUUUCUAGAUACAUUAUCAAAUCGACAAGAUAAAGAAUAUUAUUUAAAACAAGGUUUUACAUAUAAAAUUGAUAUUGAUACAUCAUUAUUAAUACUUGCGGCUAAUCAAAGACGAGAUCAAACAUUUGAUAAAGAUAAUAAUGAAGAAAUUAUAUCAACAAAUUCAAAAAAUCUUAAUGAAAAUGAUUAUAAACAAUUAGAAGCAUUAAAAUUAUUAACAACAUUUUUAUCAACACAAACAUUAGAUGCACUUCGUUUUGCUAAUCAAAUAUGUCGAUAUUUUCUUAAUGAUAGUAAAUAUGAAGGAAUUCGAAUAGCUUUAUCAUAUUUUCCACAUGAUAUUGAUAUUCAUACUAUUGAAGCAAAUAAUCGUCAACAAUCAGUAGAUGAUUUACGAGAAUUUAAAGCAUUUGGAGCUUAUAUUGCAGCUCUUGAAGCCAUUCAACGUUGGUCUGAAAUGCAUCAAAAACAACAAAAUAAUACUUCUACUACGACACGCGAAGAUCAAGCUUAUUUACCAAUAGUAAUAAAAGCUUGUUAUGACGUAUUUGAUUAUCCACAAGGUUGGCUAGUUGAUAGCACGAAUGUUCAUCAGACAUUAUCGGACAAUGAAAAUCGUCAAAUUGAAAUGUCAGUCUUACGUCAUAAAUAUAUUCCAAUGUUAGCAUGCAAUCUAUUUCGUAUAUUUGAUUUAAUUAAACAAGAACAAGAAACAUUUCGUUUAAUUAUAUUUCUAUCUGAUAGUCGAAAACAACAACUUUAUACAUUAUUUUCUAAAGAAACUCUUGAUUCAGUACUUUUAUUAACUGAACAUGCAGCUGAACGAUGUCUUGAUCGACAACAACAACAGACUGACGAUACAAUAGUUAAUUAUUUUCUAUAA
Rotaria sordida is the source of this 2421-nucleotide messenger RNA. Lineage: Eukaryota; Metazoa; Rotifera; Eurotatoria; Philodinida; Philodinidae. The record is from the annotation of a GenBank genome assembly.